AUGGCCAGCCUGCGGCUGUCCGGCCUGGCCCCGCUGCGGCGGCUGCUGCUGCUGCUCCUGGUGGUGGCCGCGCGCGCCCCGACUGGCGCCGACGGGACGUGCCCAGAGCGCGCGCUGGAGCGGCGGGAGGAGGAGGCGAACGUGGUGCUCACGGGCACCGUGGAGGAGAUCCUCAACGUGGACCCGGUGCAGCACACGUAUUCGUGCAAGGUGCGGGUCUGGCGGUACUUGAAGGGCAAAGAUGUGGUGACUCAGGAGAGCCUGCUGGAUGGUGGCAACAAGGUGGUGAUCGGUGGCUUUGGAGACCCCCUCAUCUGUGACAACCAGGUGUCCACUGGGGACACGAGGAUCUUCUUUGUGAACCCUGCACCCCCAUACCUGUGGCCAGCCCACAAGAACGAGCUGAUGCUCAACUCCAGCCUCAUGCGCAUCACCCUGCGGAACCUGGAGGAGGUGGAGCACUGCGUGGAAGACAAACCUGGGAUCCACUUCACACCAGUGUCCCCGACACCUCCGGAUGCCUGCCGAGGGAUGCUGUGUGGCUUUGGCGCCGUUUGUGAGCCCAGCGUGCGGGAUCCGGGCCGAGCCUCCUGCGUGUGCAAGAAGCGCGCCUGCCCCGCCGUGGUGGCGCCCGUGUGCGGCUCCGACGCCUCCACCUACAGCAACGAGUGCGAGCUGCAGCGCGCGCAGUGCAGCCAGCAGCGGCGCAUCCGCCUGCUCUUCCGCGGGCCCUGCGGGCUCCGCGACCCCUGCGCCAACGUGACCUGCAGCUUCGGCAGCACCUGCGUGCGCUCUGCUGACGGACAGACGGCCACGUGCCUGUGCCCGGCCACCUGCGGGGGCGCACCUGGGGGCCCUGUGUGCGGCAGCGACGGCGCCGACUACCCCAGCGAGUGCCAGCUGCUGCGCCACGCCUGCGCCCGCCAGGAGAACAUCUACAAGAAGUUCGACGGCCCCUGCGACCCCUGCCAGGACACGCGUGGUGACCCGAGCCGCGUCUGCCGUGUGAACCCCCAAACACGGAGCCCCGAGAUACUCCUUUCGCCGGAGAGCUGCCCUCAGCGCCUCUCUGAAGAGGCGCCCGUGUGUGGGGACGACGGAGUCACCUACGACAACGACUGUGUCAUGGGCCGCAGGGGGGCCGCCCGCGGCAUCCUGCUCCAGAAAGUGCGCUCUGGCGCGUGCCAGCCUCAAGACCAGUGCCCAAAGGCCUGCAGGUUCAACGCUGUGUGCCUGGCGCGCCGCGGUCGACCCCGCUGCUCCUGUGACCGCGUCGUCUGCGAUGGGGCCUACAGGCCCCUGUGCGCCUAUGACGGGCACACGUACGACAGUGACUGCUGGCGCCGGCAGGCCGAGUGUCGGCAGCAGCGCGCCAUCCCUCCCCGGCACCAGGGCCCGUGUGACCAGCCCCGGUCCCCGUGCCGCGGGGUGCAUUGCCGCUUUGGGGCAGUGUGUGUCGUGAAGAACGGGGGAGCCAAGUGUGUGUGCCAGCAGGCGUGUCCGGGCAUCUACGAUCCUGUGUGCGGCAGCGAUGGUGUCACGUAUGGCAGCACCUGCGAGCUGGAGACCACGGCCUGCACUCUGGGGCGAGAGAUCCGGGUGGUUCGCAGAGGACCCUGUGACCGCUGCGGGCAGUGCCGCUUCGGAGCCCUGUGCGAGGCGGAGACGGGGCGCUGCGUGUGUCCCUCCGAGUGUGUGGCCGUGGCGGAGCCCGUGUGCGGCUCCGAUGGGCACACGUAUGCCAGCGAGUGUGAGCUGCACGUCCACGCCUGCACACACCAGAUCAGCCUGCGCGUGGCCUCUCCCGGGCCCUGCCGGACCUGUGGAGACGCGGUGUGUGCCUUUGGGGCGGUGUGCUCGGCAGGGCAGUGUGUGUGCCCCCGGUGUGAGCAUCCCCCACCCGGCCCCGUGUGUGGCAGCGACGGCGUCACCUACGCCAGCGCCUGCGAGCUCCGCGAGGCUGCCUGCCGACAGCAGACCCAAAUCGAGGAGGCCCGGGCAGGGCCCUGUGAGCAGACCGAGUGCGGCUCGGGAGGCUCCGGCUCUGGAGAGGACGGCGAGUGUGAACAGGAGCUGUGCCGGCAGCGUGGCGGCGUCUGGGAUGAGGACUCGGAGGAUGGGCCCUGCGUCUGCGGCUUCAGCUGCCAGGACUUCCUCAGGAGCCCGGUCUGCGGCUCCGAUGGCGUCACCUACGGCUCGGAGUGCGAGCUGAAGAAGGCCCGGUGCGAGUCCCAGCGAGAGCUGUACGCGGUGGCUCAAGGAGGCUGCCGAGGCCCCACUCUGGCUCCCGUGCCGCCUGCAGUCCACCCACACUGCACCCAGACCCCCUUCGGCUGCUGCCAGGACAACGUCACGGCUGCCCGGGGUGUGGGCCUGGCCGGCUGCCCCAGCUCGUGCCAGUGCAACCCACACGGCUCCUACAGUGGCACCUGCGACCCCGGCUCGGGCCAGUGCUCCUGCCGCCCAGGGGUAGGGGGCCUCAAGUGUGACCGCUGUGAGCCCGGCUACUGGAACUUCCGCGGCAUCGUCACCGACGGCCGGAGCGGCUGCACCCCCUGCAGCUGUGACCCCCGGGGUGCUGUGCGGGACGACUGUGAGCAGAUGACCGGGCUGUGCUCCUGCAAGCCAGGGGCCGCGGGGCCCAAGUGCGGGCAGUGUCCAGGUGGCCGUGCCCUGGGUCCUUCUGGCUGUGAGGCAGACUCCUCGGCACCCAAGACCUGUGCUGAGAUGCACUGUGAGUUCGGGGCGUCCUGCGUGGAGGAGGCUGGCUCCGCCCACUGCAUGUGCCCCACACCCACCUGUCCAGGGGCAAAUGCUACUAAGGUCUGCGGGUCGGACGGAGUCACCUAUGGCAACGAGUGUCAGCUGCGGACCAUCGCCUGCCGCCAGGGCCUCGAUGUCUCUGUCCAGAACCUCGGCCCGUGCCAAGAGGCUGUCGCUUUGGGCGCCCGCCCGACACCCGUGUCUGCGGCCACCCCGACGCGCCACCCGAGCGAGGCCUCGCCCCUGCCCAGCGCCCGUCCCUGGGCCCCCAGCGGCAUCCCCCACAGCCGGCCAACCCUGCGACCCUCGCCGCCACCCCGGACCCCCGCCAGCAUCCCCAGGACCCCCUGGCGGCCCGUCCUGACCGUGCCCCCCACGGCGCCCCCCGCGGCGGCCAGCCUCGCCACGUCUGCCUUCAGUGAAUCGGGCAGCGCUGACGGGAGCGGCGACCAGGAGCUGAGUGGGGACCUGGAGGCCAGUGGAGCCGGCUCGGGGGGACUUGAGCCCCCCGAGGGCAGCAGCGCUGAGACCGCUGGGCCACCCAUCGAGAAGGCUUCCUGCUACAACUCGCCUCUGGGCUGCUGCUCCGAUGGCAAGACGCCUUCGCUGGACGCGGAGGGCUCCAACUGCCCCGCCACCAAGGCGUUCCAGGGCGUGCUGGAGCUGGAGGGGGUCGACGGGCAGGAGCUCUUCUACACGCCGGAGAUGGCCGACCCCAAGUCUGAGCUGUUUGGGGAGACGGCCAGGAGCAUCGAGAGCGCGCUGGACGAACUUUUCCGGAACUCGGACGUCAAGAAGGACUUCUGGAGUGUCCACCUGCGGGACUUGGGGCCCGGCAGCUCCGUCCGGGCCACCGUGGACGUGCACUUCGACCCCACCACGAGCGUCAGGGCGGCCGACGUGGGCCGGGCGCUGCUCCGGCAGAUCCAGGCAACCCGGCGCCGGCCCCUGGGGGUGCGGCGGCCCCUGCAGGACCACGUGCGCUUCAUGGACUUCGGUGAGUGCCCCUCCGACUGGUUUCCUGCGUUCCUCACGGGAGCCACCCCGGGAGCCACCCCUGCUGCGGCCACAGCCAGGGCCACCACUGUGACCCCUCGGGCCCUCCACCCCAGUCCCACAAGCCGGCCCGUCAGCAGGACCACAGCGGCCCCCACCACCCGCCGGCCGCCCACCACGGCCCCGCAUCGGGCGCCUGGACGCCGGCCCCUGCCCGCAGGCACCCAGCGGCCCCCGAGGCCCUGCGACUCCCAGCCCUGCCUCCAUGGGGGGACCUGCCGGGACCAGGGCUCGGGUAGCGCCUUCACCUGCAGCUGCCCAGCCGGCAGGGGGGGCAGCGUCUGCGAGGAGGCUCUGCGCCCCACGGUGCCAUCCUUCGGGGGCCGCUCUUUCCUGGCCUUCCCCACCCUCCGCGCCUACCACACGCUGCGCCUGGAGUUGGAGUUCCGCGCGCUGGAGCCGCAGGGGUUGCUGCUCUACAACGGCGGCGCCCGGGGCAAGGACUUCCUGGCGCUGGCCCUGCUCGGGGGCCGCGUGCAGCUCAGGUUCGACACAGGUUCCGGACCGUUGGUGCUGACCAGCACAGUGCCCGUGGAGCCCGGCCGGUGGCACCGCGUGGAGCUGUCUAGGCACUGGCGCCAGGGCAACCUCUCAGUGGACGGGGAGCCCCCUGUCCUGGGCCAGAGCCCCAGCGGCACUGACGGUCUCAACCUGGACACGGACCUCUUUGUGGGUGGUGUCCCCGAGGACCAGACUUCCGUGGUGCUCGCGCGGACCUCUGUCAGCGUCGGCCUCAAGGGCUGCAUCCGCCUGCUGGACGUCAACAACCAGCGCUUGGAGCUCGGCAACUGGCAAGGGGCUGCUACCCGAAGCUCCGGCGUGGGCGCGUGCGGGGCCCAGCCCUGCCUGCCCAACCCCUGCCUCGGCGGCGCCCCGUGCCAGGCCCUGGAGGCCGGCAUGUUCCACUGUCAGUGCCCUCCGGGCCGCUUCGGCCCCACCUGUGCCGAGGAGAAGAACCCCUGUGAGCCGAACCCCUGCCACGGGGCAGCCCCCUGCCGCGUGCUGCCUGGCGGGGGCGCCAAGUGCGAGUGCCCCCUGGGACGAGGGGGUGCUCUCUGCCAAACAGCCUCAGAACGGAACGGUCCCCGGCCCUUCCUGGCUGACUUCAAGGGCUUCUCCUACCUGGAGCUGAAAGGCCUGCACACUUUUGAGCGGGACCUGGGGGAGAAGAUGGCGCUGGAGGUGGUGUUCCUGGCCCGGGGCCCCAGCGGCCUGCUGCUGUACAACGGGCAGAAGACGGACGGCACGGGCGACUUCGUGUCCCUGGCGCUGCGCGACGGCCACGCGGAGUUCCGUUACGACCUAGGCAAGGGGGCCGCUGUCAUCAGGAGCAAGGAGCCCGUGGCCCUGGGCGCCUGGACCAGGGUCUCCCUGGAGCGGAACGGCCGCAAGGGCGCCAUGCGUGUCAACGACGGGCCCCGUGUGCAGGGGGAGUCCCCGAAAUCCCGCAAGGUGUCGCACACGGUCCUCAACCUGAAGCAGCCGCUCUACCUGGGGGGUGCUCCGGACUUCAGCGAGCUGGCCCGGGCCGCCGCGGCGUCCUCGGGCUUCGAUGGCGCCAUCCAGCGGGUCUCCCUGAAAGGCCACCAGCUGCUGACCGAGGAGCACGUGGUGCGGGCGGUGGACGUCUCGUCCUUUGCAGACCACCCGUGUACCCAGGCGUCAGGCCCGCCCUGCCUCAACGGGGCCUCCUGUGUCCCCCGGGAGGCCUCCUACGAGUGCCUGUGUCCGGGCGGCUUCGCGGGGCUGCACUGCGAGUCGGGGCUGAUGGAGAAGGCGGCGGGGGGCCUGGACGCACUGGCCUUUGACGGACGGACCUACGUCGAGUACCUCAAUGCCGUGACGGAGAGCGAGAAGGCGCUGCAGAGGGACCACUUCGAGCUGAGCCUGCGCACCGAGGCCACGCAGGGGCUGGUGCUGUGGAGCGGCAAGGCCACGGAGCGGGCCGACUACGUCGCGCUGGCCAUCGUGGACGGGCACCUGCAGCUGGCCUACGACCUGGGCUCCCAGCCUGUGGUGCUGCGCUCCACCGUGCCGGUCAACACCAACCGCUGGUUGCGGGUCCGGGCGCACAGGGAGCAGAGGGAAGGCUCCCUGCAGGUGGGCAAUGAGGCCCCCGUGACCGGCUCCUCCCCACUGGGCUCCACGCAGCUGGACACAGAUGGAACCUUGUGGCUGGGGGGCUUGGCGAAACUGCCUGUGGGCGCGGCCCUGCCCAAGGCCUACGGCACGGGCUUCGUGGGCUGCCUGCGGGACGUGGUGCUGGGGCGCCGGGCCCUGCACCUGCUGGAGGACGCUGUCACCAGGCCGGAGCUUCGGCCCUGCCCCGCCCCGUGA
Molecule: messenger RNA, 6156 nt
Organism: Pteronotus mesoamericanus
Lineage: Eukaryota; Metazoa; Chordata; Mammalia; Chiroptera; Mormoopidae
Gene: AGRN
Product: agrin
Exons: 37
Coding region: 1-6156 (2051 amino acids)
Biological process (GO): G protein-coupled acetylcholine receptor signaling pathway; neuromuscular junction development; receptor clustering
Molecular function (GO): laminin binding; calcium ion binding
Source: RefSeq, a predicted model, not a curated record